AUUAAGAUGUGUCCGUGUCACAUUUUUUUUAAAAUUUUUUAAAUGCAAUUUUUUCUCAUCGCCUCAUUCUUUUUUUGUUCCCUUUUAUUUUCGUAAAAUCAAAUUUUCCUCGUCAUUCUCCUCCUCGCCGACGAUUCUAGGUUUUCCAGCCCUCCCUCACCGCGACGUGCUCUCUCUCGCGGCACCCUCCUGCGAAUCUGGGUUUUCCAGCCCUCUCUCGCCGCGUGCUGAUAAAAAGGAAGAUUGUGCUGAAGUUGGAGAGAGCGCGGUGAUACGGUUAGAUAGGGUUGCGGUUAGAGAGGAUUCCAGACUCGCCAUGGCCUCGAUCUUCCCCUUCUCUCCCCCUGCCAUUGUCGCUCCCCGUUCCCCAGUUCCAAUGGGGAGGCCCUCUUUUAGAAUCCACGUUUCUUCCUCGUCUCCGUCUCUUUCGAAGCCUGAGGUCGUCGUCACCAGAGAACGAGGCAAGAAUGCGAAGCUCAUGAGCGCUCUGGCGAAACAUGACAUUCAGUGUUUAGAGGUUCCUCUUAUUGAGCAUACAGAAGGACCUGAUGCGGGUAAACUUCCGUCCUUGUUAUGUGAAUCUGAAUUUGAUUGGAUCGUCACAACUUCCCCUGAAGCUGCAGCAGUGUUCCUUGAAGCUUGGAAGGCUGCUGGAACUCCCAAAGCACGCAUUGGUGUUGUUGGAGCUGGUACAGCAAGUGUUUUUCAGGACGUGCUGCAGUCAUCUGAGCAGCCUCUUGAGAUUGCUUUCUGUCCCUCGAAAGCGACUGGAAAAGUGUUAGCUUCUGAGUUGCCAAAAUAUGGUGAGAACAGUAAAGUUUUGUAUCCUGCAUCUGUAAAAGCUGGCAAUGAAAUUGAGGAAGGAUUGUCAGCUCGGGGAUUUGAUGUUGUAAGGCUGAAUACCUAUAAUACUCUAGCUGUUGAACGUGUGGAGAAAAAGACUUUGGAACUUGCUCUUUCUUCUCCAGUUGUAGCUGUGGCUUCCCCUUCUGCAGUCCGUGCAUGGGUUAAUUUUAUCCCAAAAGCAGAGAAUUGGGACAAUUCAGUUGCUUGUAUUGGCGAGACAACUGGUUUAGCUGCCAAAAAACUAGGUUUGAAGAAUGUGUACUAUCCAAAAAAUCCAGGUCUUGAAGGGUGGGUUGACAGCAUACUAGAAGCUUUGAGAGUUCACGGUGAAGGCCAACAGAAAGGGUGAACCGACCAAUUGUAAUGUUCCAAGUUGUCAAAAGUUUCUACGCCAAGUGUGGGUUUCUGUCGCAAGCACGGAAGGUGUUCAACUAAAUGCCUGAAAGAGAUAUUGUUGCCUGGGCUGUGAUGCUGAAGGCCUAUGCUGAUGGAGGGGACUACUGGAGUGAAAUGAUGCACCUAUUUGUAGAGAUGUUGUGCGAAGCCAUCACACCAAAUUCUGACACAAUGCUGAGCCUACACCUGAUCUGGGUGAGCAGCUCCAAGCAUUUGCAGUUAAGUGGGUAUUGGAUUCUGAUGCUUUUGUUGGGAGUUCCUUGGUCAGUGUCUAUUAUAGAAAUCGGAGCCGUGGUCUUCGACAGAAUUCCUCAGACAGAUGUAGUCUGCUAACUGUUUGAUAUUGGGGUAUGGAAGAGCUUGGAUAGCAGAGGGCCUCAUAUCUUUGUACUCUGAAAUGUGCUCGAAGGAAUUGAUGCCGAAUCAAUCUACAUUUGUAGGACUGCUCAGCGGAUGUGCACAUUCUGGUUUGAUUGUCUUGUCAAAGCAGUUUUAUGCUCAAGUAAUUGUGCGGGGAUUCGGUUUCAAUGAGGUUGUCCAAGUGAUGCUCGUUGAUAUGUAUGCAAAGUAUGGUGACAUUGAAUCUGGUCGCAUUGCCUUUGAUAUGUCUACGGUUAAACAGAAGGUUGCUAUUUGGAACUCACUAAUUUGCGGCUAUGGAAAGCAUGGGCGCAGUCUGGAGGCCCUGGGAGUUUUUGAUUUCAUGGAAUUUGCCUCUGUCCAUCCUGAUCACACUACUUUCACCUGUCUCCUAUUAGCUUGCAGCCACUCGGGGUGGGCAGAUGAUGGACGGAGAUUGUCUUGCUUGAUGCAGAAGCGAUAUGGAGUACCAUCCAGAGAGGAGCACUAUAGUUGCAUGGUGGAUCUCUUCGGGCGAGCUGGAAUGGUGAAGGAAGCCUAUGAACUUAUAAUUAGAUCAGCAUGCAAAUUGGGACCUUCUGUAUGGGGUGGUGCUCUACUGGGUGCCUGUAAACUCCAUGAAGAUUCAACUAUCGGAGAAAUUGUCGCAGAAGCUCUUUGAGCUAGAGCCAGAGUGCUCAGGAUCAUAUGUUGCAUUGUGUAACAUCUACUCUGUGGGGAAGCAGUGGCAGGCGAAUGACGUCAGAGAGUUAAUGGAUGAUUGGAAUAUAUCGAAAGAUACCAGUCACAGUUGGAUCGAAGUUGGUGGACUGGUGCACAACAGGUUCAGAGCAGGCAGUGGAAGCUUGGAUUACACAACUGUUUGAAUGAAGUAUAUUUGGUUUGUAGAGACUUGACUUGCAUGCUUUUGCCUGUGAUACAUACAGAGAGAGUUACAUUAUGCAAUCCAUUUCUUCGAAUCCAUGAGUGUCAAGCUUUCCAGAUUGUGGUAACUGAAGCUAGCUUUUAACAUGUUGCCAGAGCUACAUUUUGCAAUCCAUUUCUUCGAAACCGUAAGUAUCAAGCUUUUGAGAUUGUGGUAACUGAAGCUAGGUUGUAACAUGUUGCCAGAGCUUUGUCGAGACUGAAUCAUAGUUUGCACUCGUAUACUUCAUACCUUUGGGAGA
Molecule: messenger RNA, 2768 nt
Organism: Zingiber officinale
Lineage: Eukaryota; Viridiplantae; Streptophyta; Magnoliopsida; Zingiberales; Zingiberaceae
Product: uroporphyrinogen-III synthase, chloroplastic-like
Exons: 10
Coding region: 317-1195 (292 amino acids)
Biological process (GO): uroporphyrinogen III biosynthetic process
Cellular component (GO): chloroplast
Molecular function (GO): uroporphyrinogen-III synthase activity
Source: RefSeq, a predicted model, not a curated record